AUGAUCGCGGUACAGAAUAUUCUGAGUAGUCUGAAUUUAGAAUAAUCUCAGUCUGGAUGGACGUCUCUAGUUUUUCCUCUGUAAUCUCAUGAACUCUGUAAUGUUUCCACUGUAAUCUGUUGCAGAUUUCACUCAGGCAACGAUCUUCUCUCCCUCUUCAGGUGGACUGUGGCUUGAGGUCCUGCAAAAUGGAUAUAGAUCCCUGUUUGCGGUACUAUUUCCAGCACCCCUGGUCUCGUCUGUUUGUGGCCUACCUCGUCACCUUCUGCAACUUCCUUAUCUUCGCUGAGGACCCUGUCUCCCACAGCCAGACAGAGGCUCACAUGAUCGUGGUGGGAAACUGCUUCUCCUUCAUAGUGAACAAGUACCCUGGUGGAGGAUGGAGUGUCCUCAAAGUCAUGUCGUGGCUGAUGGCCAUUGUCACCGGAAUGUUUGCAGGGAAGUUCAUAUUCCACCGCAGGCUCUUUGGUAAGUCAUCAAUCAAUCAAUCAGUCAAAUGUAUUUAUAAAGCCCUUUUUAUACAGAACCCAGCCUGAAACCCCAGAGAGUCGGCAAUGCAGAUGUAGAGGCACGGUGGCUAGGAAAAACUCCCUAGAAAGGCAGGAACCUAGGAAGAAACCUAGAGAGGAACCAGUCUCUGAGGGGUGGCCAGCCACUUCUGGGGAGCCUUAAUGAGGAAUGCAGACCUAAAAAGACAGCUGAAAAGUAUUUGGUCAUUUUAG
Messenger RNA from Coregonus sp. 'balchen', 722 nucleotides. The record is from the annotation of a GenBank genome assembly. Lineage: Eukaryota; Metazoa; Chordata; Actinopteri; Salmoniformes; Salmonidae.